Molecule: messenger RNA, 2002 nt
Organism: Impatiens glandulifera
Lineage: Eukaryota; Viridiplantae; Streptophyta; Magnoliopsida; Ericales; Balsaminaceae
Product: 2,3-bisphosphoglycerate-independent phosphoglycerate mutase-like
Exons: 8
Coding region: 10-1773 (587 amino acids)
Biological process (GO): glucose catabolic process
Cellular component (GO): cytoplasm
Molecular function (GO): manganese ion binding
Source: RefSeq, a predicted model, not a curated record
CAAAUAGAAAUGGAUGAUAGUUCAUGGAAAUUAGCAGACCAUCCAAAGCUUCAAAAGGGAAAGGUGAUAGCUUUGGUGGUUUUAGAUGGCUGGGGUGAAGCUACUCCAAAUCAAUACAACUGCAUUCAUGUUGCAGAAACUCCCACCAUGGAUUCACUCAAAAAGGUUAAUCCAGAAAGAUGGAGACUGGUGAGGGCGCACGGUACGGCUGUGGGUCUUCCUACAGAGGAUGAUAUGGGUAAUAGUGAAGUUGGUCAUAACGCUCUUGGAGCUGGUCGUAUUUAUGCUCAAGGGGCAAAGCUUGUUGAUCUCGCGCUUGCAUCUGGAAGAAUAUACGAAGAAGAUGGAUUCAAGUACAUUAAAGAUUCAUUUGAAACGGGCACAUUGCAUUUCAUUGGUUUGUUAAGUGAUGGUGGUGUUCAUUCUCGUCUCGAUCAAUUGCAGUUGUUACUAAAAGGCGCUGCAGAACGCGGUGCAAACAGAAUCCGUGUUCAUAUCCUUACAGACGGACGAGAUGUCUUGGAUGGUUCGAGUGUGGGAUUUGUAGAAACCCUUGAGAACGAUCUAUUUCAGCUUCGAGAAAAAGGAGUCGAUGCUCGGGUUGCUUCGGGUGGAGGUCGCAUGUAUGUUACAAUGGAUCGCUAUGAGAAUGAUUGGAAUGUUGUGAAACGAGGUUGGGAUGCACAAAUUCUUGGCGAAGCGCCACACAAGUUUACGAAAGCUAUUGAAGCAGUGAAGAAAUUGCGAGAGGAGUUAAACGUGAAUGAUCAAUACUUACCUCCAUUUGUGAUUGUUGAUGAGCAUGGAAAACCGGUUGGUCCAAUUGUGGAUGGUGAUGCAGUUGUGACAUUCAAUUUCAGAGCAGACAGAAUGGUUAUGAUUGCCAAGGCUUUCGAAUAUAAAGAUUUUGAUAAAUUUGAUCGUGUUCGGUUCCCUGAUAUUCGUUAUGCCGGUAUGCUUCAAUAUGAUGGAGAGUUGAAACUUCCUAGCCAUUAUCUUGUUUCUCCUCCUGAAAUUGAGAGAACUUGUGGUGAAUAUUUAGUGCAUAAUGGGAUAAGAACUUUUGCAUGCAGUGAGACAGUGAAAUUUGGGCAUGUGACAUUCUUUUGGAAUGGAAAUCGAUCUGGGUAUUUUAAUGAAGAGAUGGAAGAAUAUGUGGAGAUUCCAAGUGAUAGUGGAAUAACAUUCAAUGUUAAACCACAGAUGAAGGCAUUGGAAAUAGCUGAGAAGGCUAGGGAUGCUAUUCUUAGUGGCAAAUUUCAACAGGUUAGAGUUAACAUACCAAAUGGUGAUAUGGUUGGUCACACUGGUGAUAUAAAUGCCACAAUUCUAGCCUGCAAAGCUGCUGACGAAGCUGUCAAGAUUAUUAUUGAUGCAAUUGAGCAAGUUGGUGGAAUAUAUGUUGUUACCGCUGAUCAUGGAAAUGCCGAGGAUAUGGUGAAGAGGAACAAGAACGGGGAACCCUUACUCAAUAAGAAUGGGAAAAUUCAAAUAUUAACCUCUCACACUCUUCAACAUGUAAGUUCAAAACAAAUGUCUCGAGUUAGAUACAUAGAAACCAUACAUAUUUUUAUGUUUUAUUUGUUGUUUGUGAAAAUUAAGGUACCUAUUGCGAUUGGUGGACCGGGGUUAGCACCUGGUGUGAGGUUUCGCAAAGAUGUUCCCGAUGGUGGUCUUGCUAAUGUGGCGGCCACGGUUAUGAAUCUACAUGGGUUUCAGGCUCCUAGUGAUUAUGAACCAAGUUUAAUUGAGGUUGUUGAUGAUAACUACUAAUGUUUUGGGAAUUUUUUUUAUUAAAGGCAUGUUAAAAGAUAAUAAUAUAUAGUGAGAGCUAGGUCAGCAGCUGACUCAUAUGCCACAUCAGCAUCCAAGGCUGAGUCAGCUGCCAAGUAUAUAUUGAGUUGCUUGUUUAUAAUAAGUACAUGUAACACCCAAUGAAAUAUGGGUUGACUAUGUUUAUUUUUGUUAAUCGUAAUGGAUUAGUCCAAAAUACUUAAUUUAA